AAUUAAAUUAUAAAUAUACUCUUUUUUGUUUUUUGGCAUCUUAGUUAAGUGAAGAGUCGCACAACAUAAUAAUUAGGAGAUCUUUAUAACAACUCUUAACUCUUUUUAUCUUGACAAAAAAAAAAUGAGAGGAAUAACAAAACUUUUGGCCUCCCGCUCUCUCAAAAGUUCGAUGGCCAAGAAGAAGAAGCGUUCACAACCGGAGAACAAGCUUUCCGAACUGGAGAACAAGCGUCUCAAACCGGAGGAAGAUCCAUCGACGGUGAAGAGGUGUCUGCAACUGUUGGAAGAUCCACCGACGAAGAAGAGGAGUCCACAAUCGUUGGAAAAUCCACCGACGACAGAAUCUUCCGGCGACGACGAGGAAAUGGCGACAGAGGAAGAAGGACAUGAGUCAGGCUCUUCGUCUGAGGAAGAAGGUAAGGAGUCAGGUUCUUCGUCUGAGGAAGAAGAGCAAAAAGAUCCUGGUAAGAAUUUUCCUCCUACCAAAAAGAAUUAUUUUCAAAGGAAGUGGAGUGAAGAUGAUGAGAUCGUCUUGCUGCAAGGCAUGAUCGAUUUCAAGAAUGAUAAAGGGAAGAGUCCUUAUGAUGAUAUGACUGCUUUUAUUGAUACGGUGAAGAACAUCAUUAGCUUUCAAGCGAAUCAGAGUCAAUUCACUACCAAGAUCCGUCGCUUAAAGGACAAGUAUCUCCGAAAGAGGAACAAGGGUGCAGAUGAGAAAUCUUUUGCAAAGGCUCACGACCUGAAAUGUUUUCAACUUUCCAAAUUGAUUUGGGAAUCUACUAAGGUGAAGGAGGAGUCUUUGAAACCCAAUGAAGAAAAGGUAUUAGAUUGGUUCGUAAAUUCUUCUCUUGUAGGAUCAGUUGCGAGCUUUGGGGUGGCUGAACAUGUCGUGAAACAGAGAUGGAGCUUGGUAUCGAUGAAGAUGAAGAAGAAGCUCGAAGAGAAGUUCAAGUUGCUCAAAGAAAAGGAAUCUGAAUAUCUGUGGCUAAAGUCAAGGUUUUUCCAUGAGGUUAACUCUUUGAUCGCUGAAGCAAAUUAGACAAGUAUCGAUUUAGAAGAGGUGUAGUAAUGCCUCUUUUUGAUUUUCCACCCUUAUGACUCUGUUUUUUUUCAUUUCUAUUUGUUUUUUGGUUUAUCUUGUUUUGGAUGUUGAACACCAUGGAAGAGGUGUAGACGUAAUGCCUCUUAUUGUUUUUCAACCCUUAUGACUCUAGUUUUUUUUUUUCUAUUUGGUAUUUUGGUUUAUCUUGUUUUGGACAUUGUUGCUAAAAACACCAUGGAAGAACGGCAGAUUAAGUUUAAUUGCAUCCAAUUGUGUCUAAAUUUGGUCAGAAUACUCUCAUAGAUACCUCUCAUUUUGCAUAGGCUCAACUAGCAUAUAUCAAUAUUUUAGAGCAUUGGCCUCAAAAUUCAAAAAUCUAGAAAUAAACUUUAGUGAUGAAGAGAAAACAUCCUUCAGCUAAGACUAAGAUUUUCAUAAGAUCUUACUUAUCGAGAGACUCUUUCAGAGUUGAUCGACGACAUCUCCAAGAGCAGAUAAAGAGACAUUAUCAACACGACGACCGGUGGCUUUGGUUUUCAACUCGCGCUCACUUCCUCCAAGAUUAUGAUCACUAGCCAAAUCUUGUUUGUUUCACGCCGUCUCUAAGGAGCUCCAAGACAUGAUUGAUAAACGGAUCAUAAUUCAUGAUUUUCAUCAUAUAUCAAAGAAGAUUAUGUAAUUAAGAAAAGAUGUCCAAAUUUUGAUUUUUUUUACCAGAGAGUUAGAGUUAGUGGAGACAGUUGCUCUGUUUCGCAACUAAUAAUUUGUAUAACUUGAAGACUUGAUUAAAAUUUUGAAAUCAUUCACUGAAGUUCUUAAUAUCUAUCUCUUUCUUUGUGUCUGUGAAAGAGAAUCACUCAUAAACGUAUAUAUAUAGUCAAUGGAGAUAUCUACACAUGUUAUGAGUAUU
Messenger RNA from Arabidopsis lyrata subsp. lyrata, 1955 nucleotides. Its product is annotated as probable transcription factor At2g01370. Lineage: Eukaryota; Viridiplantae; Streptophyta; Magnoliopsida; Brassicales; Brassicaceae. The record is from RefSeq and is a predicted model, not a curated record. Gene Ontology annotation, biological process: regulation of DNA-templated transcription. Gene Ontology annotation, cellular component: nucleus. The transcript has a single exon. The coding region runs from base 125 to 1042 and encodes 305 amino acids.